This is a messenger RNA of Lutra lutra (Eurasian river otter), 1281 nucleotides long. RefSeq names its product C-type lectin domain containing 7A (gene CLEC7A). Gene Ontology annotation, biological process: positive regulation of lymphocyte activation; positive regulation of wound healing; cellular response to molecule of fungal origin. The transcript has 6 exons. Lineage: Eukaryota; Metazoa; Chordata; Mammalia; Carnivora; Mustelidae. The coding region runs from base 60 to 806 and encodes 248 amino acids. Gene Ontology annotation, cellular component: cell surface. Gene Ontology annotation, molecular function: (1->3)-beta-D-glucan binding; pattern recognition receptor activity. The record is from RefSeq and is a predicted model, not a curated record.
UUUAGAAAAGAAAAGGAGAACUCUCAAAUGCUGUGUCAAUUCAGGAACUCAGUAGAACAAUGGAAUCCCAUGCUGAGGUAGAAAAUUUGGAUGAAGAUGGUUAUACUCAAUUAGACUUCCACUCUCAAGGCAUCACUGGGAGACGUGUGGUGUUAGAGAAAGUAACUUGUGCUAUGUCUCCUCAUUGGCGUUCCAUUGCUCUGACUUUGGGAAUCCUAUGCUUGCUAAAACUGGUCAUAGCUGUGAUCCUGGGUACCAUGGCUAUUUGGAAAUCCAAUUCAGGGAGCAACCCAUUGAAGAACGGCACCUUUCCAUCAAGAAAUAAAGAGAACCACAGCCUACCCACACAAUCAUCUUUAGAAGACCACGUGACUCCUACCAAGUCUCUCAGAACCACAGGAGAUUUUUCCAGCUCUUGUCCUCCUCAUUGGAUCAUACACAAGAACAGCUGUUAUCUAUUUAGCACAUCAUUAACUUCCUGGAAUAGAAGUAAAAGUCAGUGUUCUCAACUGUACUCUAACCUCCUGAAGAUAGACAGUGCAGAAGAACUGGAAUUUAUAGUAAGGCACUUGUCUUCUCAACCUGAUAAUUCAUUCUGGAUAGGACUUUCUCGCCAUCAGACUGAAGGACCAUGGCUCUGGGAGGAUGGCUCAGUGUUCUCUUCUAACUUGUUUCAAAUCAGAAGCACAGAAACCCAAGAAAGCUCAUCUCACAAAUGUGUGUGGAUUCACCUGUCAAUAAUUUAUGACCAACUUUGUAGUGUGCCCUCAUACAGUAUUUGUGAGAAGAAGUUGUCAAUAAAAUGAUUGGGGUGUCACUGUGGAAGACCAGAAGAAAGUAUGUAAAAUAAUAAGGGAAGAAAACAACACAGAAAAGAGAUAUUUGAGGUCAAAAUAAUGGCUGAAAAUAUCAAGAGAGCUCAGCCAACUUUAAUCUUAGAUGAGAAUGGAGAAGCUAUAAUUCUGCACUUACCAAAUGAAUUAGAAGAUCAGUAUUAGGUUCUAAUUAAUAGAGCCCUAGAAAUGGAGUCAGGUCAGCUGAACUUACAUCUUCUGACUUAAUAUUAACAUGGAAUUAGCCAAAAAUCCUUGGUGUUUCAAGAAGAUAAUUAUUUCUGGGUAUACUAGGGUUGCUUUUUGUCCUUAAAAAGUGCCCCUGGGGGGUGCCUGGGUGGCUCAGUGAGUUGACCGCUGCCUUCGGCUCAGGUCAUGAUCUCAGAGUCCUGGGAUCAAGCCCCGCAUCGGGCUCUCUGCUCGGCAGGGAGCCUGCUUCCUCCUCUCU